Paramecium sonneborni is the source of this 411-nucleotide messenger RNA. The record is from the annotation of a GenBank genome assembly. NCBI's taxonomy places the organism in Eukaryota, Ciliophora, Oligohymenophorea, Peniculida, Parameciidae.
AUGAGAUAAGUUUUUGGUACAUCGAGAUUUCAGAACCAAUAAUUUAAUCCUUCUUAAAGUGGAGCUAAGUUAGACUCCAAUAUGAAAUUGCACUCUAAUUACAAGAAUAUGGAGUAGCAUACAUUAACUAAGAUUAAUGAAGAAAGACCAUAAACACACCAAACUUUUGGACAUCGUUAUCAUCAACAAGAUUUCGAAUUCUUAAACUUGUAUGAAUCGACGAAACAACUUGCGUCGAUUUAAAUCCAAUAUUGUGAACCUCAUGAAUUGGCGGCCGAUUUGAUUUUAAGGUAUGAUUUAUUUGGAGAUUCCACUUUAAUAGAGGAAUAGAUUAUAGAUGAAUCUAAAAUGGUUUAAUUGAAUAACUUCUGUUAGAUUCCACUAGAAAUGAAGAUGGAAUUUGACUAAUGA